AUGUUUGCCUGGUGGCUAAUCUUAAUUAUCAUCGGACUCAAUGGCGUCGGUCUUGUUGCCACGCUGUGGUUCGUCUACCACUACUGCCACCCCGACGACCUCAAGUAUAACCAAGGCAUUCUAGCUCAAGUCGUCGUCAUAUUCGGAUUUCAAAUCGCGUAUCUUUCUUUCUGCCUGGUCGCCACAGACGCCUAUAAUGAGCGCUUCGAAGGCCAGUUCAAUAUGUCCUACUGCUGGAAACUGGUGUAUUUAAUGAUAGUUAUAUAUCUCUCAAUUGUCUUACCCUUGGCCGUAUUCUACUACGAGGCUGACAGCGAUCCUCGUAUUACCAAGACGUCGCCACUUGUUCAGACAUUGAAGCGCGGAAGUAUGUACAUAGUGGCUGUUUGGGGCGUAAUAGGUUUACUGUAUUUGGCGUGCCGCAAGAUGACUAUCGGAGGAGAGCAUUGCCUGGACGAGGGUUGUUCGGUGUCAGUGCCGACAAGUCAGACGGUGACGUUGGAGUUUCUGUCGUACCUGAUAGGGCUUCCGGGUUUUAUCGGGUGGUUUGUGUUCAUGUUCACGGGUGGCAUCGGGAUUGCGUCGGUUCCGGUAGGGUUGUUUAUGAAAUGGUGGCAUUUCCCGAAACCGCUACCUGUUCAUGAGUACGAGAAGAUGAAAAAGGUAUUAGGGGAGCGCGCAACAGCGUUGCGGGAGGUUGGGGAAGGUUUGGCGGCGCACGAAAUGCGGAAGAAGAAUGGCCUGAGGAAUCCAACUGCGCGGAUGCGGUUCAGAUCAAAGGUGAGCAAGUACAAGGAGAUUGUUCAACUUUUGUCUGAAGAGUACGAGCGUUUGGAAAAGCGUGCCGGGGGAAAAUUGAAUCCAGUCAAGUACAUGUUUUACUUCGUUUUGGCGAUGUUUAGUUUCGUCCUGACAGUGAUCCUCUGGUGCCAGGUAAUCAUGGCGUGUCUGUAUCCCUCGGCGACCGGGAAGCCGCCGAUAAACGGUAUAAGUGUGGCGUUUACCAAGAUGAGAGAAUGGCGUGCAUUCUUUCCAGAGUUUAGUUUGUACCUUUUGAUAUAUGGUCACCAAGUGCUUUGUUCAGUGGUGGGCAUGAUUACGUUAAACGCCAAGAUGAAGGGAUGUCUACCCGUGGAACCGUUGCGGAAAAAAUCCACCCACCUGAACGCAAUGCUGUUUCACACAGCCAUUAUGCUCACUACGUGCUGUGCCAUUGUUGUCUUGUCAGUGGAAACGCUUCCGUCAUAUGUGGAAGGUACUGAAGCAAACACGAUCUUCUACAUGGAGAAAAAUUAUGCUAAACUUUUCAAGACGUUCUAUCGGAAGGCCGUGUUCCAAUGGAUUUGGUUCCUGCUCUCGUGCCUCUCGUUCAUUUGGCUGAGUAUCUGGCCCUCCACCAAGCCGCCAGUCAAUCUUGAAGAUCCCAAGGAAAUGGCAAAAUGGGCAAAAUUGAACCAAAAACUGGGCAUUGACGCCGAGGCGCCCGGUGGUGUGAAAGACCCAGGUGUCCCGGCGGAGGAGAGUCCCGGCUCCGCCGACAAAGGCGGACGGUUCAGCAAAUUAAAAGACAAAAUGCACCGGUUCGACAGAGGCGUCGAAGAAGCACCCCAAAAAAUGCUCGGCGCAAUGGUCAAGAAACCUUGGGAAUAA
Molecule: messenger RNA, 1650 nt
Organism: Gregarina niphandrodes
Lineage: Eukaryota; Apicomplexa; Conoidasida; Eugregarinorida; Gregarinidae
Product: putative LMBR1-like protein
Exons: 2
Coding region: 1-1650 (549 amino acids)
Source: RefSeq, a predicted model, not a curated record